GCGGAGAACAGCUGGGCGGAAGGCUCAGGCGUCCACGUUCAGUACACUCGAUGGCCAGAAGCCCAAGUUUAAAAAAUGACGGUGAACAGAAUGUUGUUUCCAUAACGCAGCUUAACACGAGCAGCGCAGAGCUAAAGGGAGAGACGCCAUCAAGCACUCGGUCAGUCAGAAGAAACAUGCAUGGAGGACACCAGAGCUGCCCGGCAGGACCCCCGUUUCCCGCUGUGAACUUUGGCCAGCAUAUGGAUGGACCACAGGAGCGAGCUGACAAAUUUAAGGCCAGCUAAUCGGGGGUCAGACCACCCAUCUGAGACAGACGUGCAGGUGCAUCUCGCAGUCCUCGUCACUCCUCUGGCCGGAUGAGAGUGAAAGGCGCGAUUGUUUGGACACAAAGAGAAGAAAGAAAGCGGUCGGGACGAAGUCGUCAUCGGCGCGGAGGAGAGUCGUGAGGGAGCGCUGAGUGUCGGCAAAGAGAGAGCGACGAGUCGGGGCGACGCUAUAAAACGAACAGGGAUUUAGGGUGGGAAAAGCAAAUCUGAGGAUCGACGCCCCUUUUGGGUGGGGGGGGGGCUGUUGUUUUGAAGCCAAGCCAGCAUUCCGUUUCCAAAUGAAUGAGAAGGGGAGUCGCCAUCGUCUGAAGUGAAGCGCGGGCCGAUCGAGACUCACGACUCGGACUUUUGGUUCGCUUCCACUUCACUUCGGGCUCAUCGGGCUUCACGGCUCAGGGUUCAGGACUAGCUUUGGACCGACUGGACACGAGACACCCAGCGUGUAGAUGCGAAAUUAAACGACCAGAAGGAGCGGCCGUUAACGGAGUACCUGGCGAGCUCGGGUGGCAUUGGCGGCGUAGCAGAUUGGCAUCUGGCGUGUUCUCUUGGCCAUCGCGAAGUGCAGGGCUGCGUGUUCAAAGGUGACAACUCCGGGCAGCACGCGGACUUUCUGAGGCGUCCUGCAUGGAAGUUCGUUUCUGUGCGACAAGUCGGGGCUUUCCUUUUUUCUGAAGACACCCCGCAAGUCUCCAGUCCCGAACGCCUUCUGUUAACACAUUGGAUCGUCGUGCUUUUAUUCGGUUAUCCCGGCCGAAAAGGCAGCCCUAACCCCUAACGGUCUCUGGAGAACUGGAGAGCAGCGGCAGCUUAAAGAGAAAAGUGCGAAAUACGUGACGAUGACCAACCAGCGUCCCGUGAGAGCCUCAGACGCACUUCAGUCCGGGUUGAUUUAGUGAUGGCAAGAGGGCAGCUGCCAAUCGCUGGGCUUUUUUUAUGUCUUCCCUUCUGGUGGCGUCUUGAAGCUACGCCAGUGCCAACCCCACCUGACGAAAGCACCGAAGUGGUGGAGUGGCUCACCAGAUACGGCUACCUGCCGUCCCCCGACCCCGUCACUGGGCAGCUGCAGACAUGGGAAGCGGUGGUCCAAGCUAUCAAGACCAUGCAGAGGUUUGCUGGCCUGGAGGAGACGGGAGUGAUGGAUGAAAGAACCGUGGCUUUGAUGAAGACACCUCGCUGCUCACUGCCUGAUGUGCCAGAAACAGACGCCCACCCGAAAAGCGAAAGGAGGAGGAGAAGACGGUCCAGCGCAGGACAGGGGUGGACACGCAAGAACAUCUCGUGGAGGGUCCGGUCGUAUCCACCUCCUACGCUCCUGUCCCGCGAGACGGUCCGCGCUCUCCUCUUCUACGCUCUCAGAGUGUGGUCUGACCCGACACGGCUGGACUUCCAUGAAGUGGGUGACAUGGGAGAUGUGGAGCUUCAAGUGGACUUUGUCCGUGGGUCCCAUGGGGACGGCUUUCCCUUUGAUGGCCCUGGAGGAGCCGUGGCACACGCUUUCUUUCCGUCGGACCCCGAGAGGGCUGGCACAGUGCACUUUGACUUGGAUGAGAGUUGGUCCUUCAGGGCUCCAGAGUCCAGUGGAACAGACCUGUUUGCAGUGGCUGUACACGAGUUUGGCCAUGCCCUGGGCCUGUCUCACUCCUCGUCAAGGAGGUCCAUCAUGCGGCCCUACUACCAGGGGCCCGUCGGCGACCCGCUGCAGUACCAGUUGGCCGAGGAGGACAAGAAGGAGAUCCUGCAGCUCUAUGGUGAGAGGGAACACUUGGCCGGAGCAGAGCCAUCAGGGGCCACUCUUCAGCCAGCUCUACCUGACAGGCCUAAAGUUCUGCCGUCCCUCAGGGGCGACGCUCCCGAUCGUUGCACGUCUAACUUUGACGCCGUCUCGCAGAUCCGGGGGGAGACGUUCUUCUUCAAAGGAAGAUAUUUCUGGCGGCUGACUCACUCGGGACAUCUGACGUCUUUCCAGCCCGCCCAGAUCCAUCGCUUUUGGAGGGGGCUGCCCGUCGGGUUGGACUCGGUCGACGCCGUGUAUGAAAGAGCGACCGACCACAAGAUUGUCUUCUUUAAGGGAGCGCAGUACUGGCUAUUUCGGGAUAUCAGCCUAGAGGAGGGCUUUCCCCGUCCCCUUUCGGAUUUCGGGUUGCCGUCAGGAGCGGCGGUUGAGGGGGCCUUCUCCUCUCCACUGGACGGAAAGACGUACCUGCUGCAGGGAACAAAGGUGUGGCGCUUCGAUGAGGAAAAGGGGAAGCUGGACGCGGAAUAUCCCACCGAGGCAAACCACUGGAAGGAGCUGCCAUCUGGGGACAUUGACGAUCUCAUGAGUGACAAAGACGGCUCAACAUACGUCUUCAGGGGCCGCCAGUACUGGAAAUUCAGGGGCCACGAGCCCCACCCCGAGCCCGGCUACCCCCACGUGACGGCCGUCGACUGGCUCGACUGUCCCGACUCCUCCAGCUCGACGCCCCAGAGCUUCCUAAAGGACACGCCACGAAUCUACCAAGAGCACGGGCGCGAGCCGAACUUUGAUGGGUGCUCCUGCCAGGCACGCGGGGCUGGGAAUAAACUUACCCUCCGGCUGUUCUGGAACGUUCUCUUCAUUGCCCUUGGAUUUUGGGUGGCAUGCUUCUACUGAAGGCCUUUCGAGUAAAGAUACUGAAAACAAACUUUUAAAAGAAACUUGAGUCAAAGAGGAAGUGAUGCCCGCCUCUGUCUGAGGAUGGCACCCGCGUCAUCUGUGAAGGAAAGUGACAAGUGCUUAGCAUUCAGUAAAGGUGUACCUGUUCAUCAGAGUGACAUGAUGGCCCACCAAGAGUCCACAUUUCGAACCCCUGCUGAACGAGACCACUGCCCAGGUCAAGGAGUAAAAAGCCAUAAACGCAACUGGAAAUGAAAGGCAAUCCAAAAGAAGUGCGAUGACAAACAAGUUGCCCACAGCGAGUGCCCUAUGCCCUCUCACAAGAGGUGGCCAUAUGUGAAACCGGAAUGGCAAGAGGACCUCAACAAGAAACGAGCUUGACAUCAUGCCGAAAAAGCGAGGGGGGCGCCGAGCAGACAAGCGGGUGGGAUUGUUGUCUUCAGUGUGCUGUGUGCCACUCCAGUCAAUUUCAUCGGCCACCCACCCACUUUAGGACUGAGACGGGGUGCCAGUCCAUCGCUGGGCCUACGCUGACUCAUGCCAGGCCAGUUUAGAGGUGUCUGUACAUUUAGAGAUGCAGGAAGGAAGCCAGAGUGCCCAGGAAAAAAAACCCAAAGACAGACAAAGGGCUAACGUGCAGAUUCCACAUGGACAAGAUGGGUACUUCAUGCCAGGAGAAGGUCUGGUGAGGGGUCGCUUUUUAUAACCCCCAAGACUGCACAAACUUGCCUCUGCAGUGACAUCAAAUACGGCGCCCAUUGUGUUGUGACAGUGUGACGUCUCCCAAGGCAGAUGUCAGCCAGGCCACCAUGAGAGUCACCUACUGAGUGGACAGGCCGUCCAGAUGAAGUGAGGACCUUCAGUCCCACUGUGUCACCUCCCUCGUAAAGGCCCUCUGUCAAUAACAUGGGUGACUGCUUCCUCACGAGUCCCUUGAGUUCCUCCUCCUCGUCAUCGUCUUUGAUUCAAUGGCCACCUGUCCUUUGAUGAAGUGAAGUGUUUUAUCUCGGCUUCUAAAGAUGGCCUGGCUGCUUUUAAAAUGGGAUUCAAAAGGGAAAAAGAAAGAGCAGGAAGAGCAGGAGCGGAGCUACAAGACGGUAAACCCCCCAAACAUCGGGAACUAAAAUUCACUGCCAUCAGAACUUGUGCCACCCCAACAAAAAGGCGGGCACAUUGAAGGCUUAGAAGGGAGAGCCACACCCUUUCUGGAGACGCGCUGGUGAUGUCAUCAGGUGCGACCUCUCUGACCACACCCCCAGCGAGAGGUCAAUCAACAGAGUGAUUGUCACAUUUUAGAAACUCCAAAACUCGGUCAAAUCAUUUUAGAAUGUAGAUAAACAUUUAUUUCGAUAAACACAAUUAAAAGAGACGCGCAUAUCAUAAUACUAAUGUGAAUACAAAAGGCCGAAAACUUCCUAAACACGUCCGCGUUGAAGCCUCCUCGUGUAUUGGUUGGCACAUACGUUGUGCAAUGGCAUGUUCAUGCCAUGUUGGGAAUGGAACAGGACUGUGCCCUCCCUUCAGGUGACAGUGCCAAGCGUCUGGGUGACAAGCCUGUGGCCCAGCUCCUUUGUCUGUGGAGGCCUGGACUCUGUGAGUUUAAAGCCUUAUGUCUUUACGUUUCGACUGAUGCCCUGUAGAUGCCAUUUUAAACCAGUAGGUAGUGCCAUCCAAAAUGCUUCACUUCAGAAGACAACUCCCUGUUGCCAACGAACGAACACCACGACUGUGGAAAAGUAACUUGGACUUGAAAAAUACUGAACUCCUCAUUUAAGGCAGUGAGGGCCCCCCUCGGGCUGUCUUUGGGGGUGGCUGUGCGCUGCCAUCAGGAGGGGCUGAGCCUAACGGGGCCCUGGCACAACGUCCACAUGCCACAGCCCCCAGACACUCGUGUUGUGCAUCACCUUUAAACGGCCGAAGUCCACCGAGAGGACAGACCUGACAUCUAUGAGCAGGCAGAGGUCAGACAACGGGCCCAAAGUUCAAAGAUGUGUGUUUUUUGGGGGGUGGGCUUUGGGGUUGGGGGUCCAGCUCUCAUGGGCAGGGUACAAUGCCAUUCAAGUUCUCAUAUUCUGAAGCCCACUGAAUGGCUUCUCACUUCAUUCAUCUGCACACACAAGCAAUGAGGCACAAAGCGCUUGGCCCACUUGCACCCGUGUGCCCCUUCAUCAGGGCACCUCAUUAAAAUACUCAAGAAGGUGAAGGUCUGAGACGUCCACAUCUGCUUCUGUCCCCAAAGAUUUCAGAAAUGACCGCCAAGGGGCAGCGAGAGUGACAGCAAGACCAACGAAAUGCAGGCCAAUGAUGGUCAGCCAUGUAAUCCAGUGCAAGGGGCGCCAGGGCAGAAACCCAUCCUGGAGGGGACGCUGGCACACAUCAACUGCAGGAAAUGCCCCCUUGUCUGACUUUGUGCCAGCAUCUCCAAAGUCACACUAUGCCAACUUUUGCCCACCUGUGCUUUCAGAUUACUAACAGAACAGAAAAUUAAGAUAACAUGGGGUCAACUGUCCAGCCUGAGUGUCUCUCCUACUUCUGCCAUCCUGGGUGGGCCCCUGCCAUGCAGCUGCAGCUCUCGUCUUCAUCUCCUGUGCCGCAAUAAAUAAGAAGGUUCAACCAAGAUAUGAACUUGGAUCGCUGGAUUCAGGGUUCGGAGUGCUGACCAUCACACCGCGUGUUUCUGGGUGUCCACCCCGGCCGGGAUGAGGACGGGCAGCCGCUUGCUGCGAAGCUUUCAUGCAGUAAAACAUUCGACGACAUGUUCGACACAACUGCGAAUGAAAAGACAAAAAACGGAGAGCCAUUCCCUGAUCGGAAAUCAAACCCGGGCCGCGACGGUGAGAGCGCCGAAUCCUAACCACUAGACCACCAAUGAAGCCAUCAAUAAACUCCGCGUCUUAUCAUCUCCAAUAGCCACCCGCAUUUAUCGUCUGCUCCCUCCAUUGUGCCACCGGACGGUCCCCUUCAAAGUGACAGCUUCAGGUGGACUGAAGGAACUCAAAAAGAGAAAGAAAACAAAGGAAGAGCAACGAAAAACGACGGCGCCCCCUAGCGCCUCCAUAACGUCAGUGCGACGUCUGCGGCAAAUGUGGCACCAGAGAGAUGGCCGCAGAAUGCGCGUUAAAUAGAAAGAAAGAAAGAAAGAAAGAAAGAAAGAAAG
Molecule: messenger RNA, 6121 nt
Organism: Polypterus senegalus (gray bichir)
Lineage: Eukaryota; Metazoa; Chordata; Cladistia; Polypteriformes; Polypteridae
Product: matrix metalloproteinase-17-like
Exons: 12
Coding region: 1225-2961 (578 amino acids)
Biological process (GO): extracellular matrix organization; collagen catabolic process; proteolysis
Cellular component (GO): extracellular matrix
Molecular function (GO): metalloendopeptidase activity; zinc ion binding
Source: RefSeq, a predicted model, not a curated record